Molecule: messenger RNA, 1178 nt
Organism: Salvia hispanica
Lineage: Eukaryota; Viridiplantae; Streptophyta; Magnoliopsida; Lamiales; Lamiaceae
Product: carbonic anhydrase 2-like
Biological process (GO): carbon utilization
Molecular function (GO): zinc ion binding; carbonate dehydratase activity
Source: RefSeq, a predicted model, not a curated record
CACCCCCAUUGAGCAAUGUCGACCCUCAACACCUGCGUCGCCUCGCAAAUCUUCACCGCCACCUCUCGAGUCGCCCUUCGCCCCGUUGCCACCGCUCGCCUCAGCUCCUCCGCCUCCACCCCGCCCAUCCUCAUCCGUAACGAGCCCGUCUUCGCCGCUCCCGCUCCCAUCAUCCACCCCCUCUUGAAAGAAGACAUGGGAAAGGACUCGUACGAAGAAGCCAUUGCUGGACUCCAGAAGCUUCUAAGUGAGAAUGGAGAGCUAGGGCCGGUGGCGGCAGCGAAGAUCGAGGAAAUCACGGCUGAGCUGAAAACAGCUGACGGCAGCGCUGGCAUCUCGUCGGAGUCCGUUGAGAAGCUGAAAACUGGCUUUGUCACCUUCAAAAAGGAGAAAUAUGAGAAAAAUCCAGCUCUGUACGGUGAACUCGCUAAAGGCCAGAGCCCCACGUACAUGAUUUUCGCAUGUUCAGACUCGCGCGUGUGUCCCUCGCACGUGCUGGACAUUCAGCCUGGUGAAGCCUUCGUCGUCCGUAACGUUGCGAACCUGGUCCCACCAUUCGACAAGACCAAAUUCUCUGGAGUUGGGGCUGCUGUUGAGUAUGCUGUCCUGCAUCUGAAGGUGAAGGAGAUUGUUGUGAUUGGGCACAGUGCCUGUGGAGGUAUCAAAGGAGUCAUGUCCUUCCCAUAUGAUGGCUCCACGUCCACUGACUUCAUCGAGGACUGGGUGUCGAUUGCAUUGCCUGCCAAGAAAAAGACAUUGGCUGACUGCGCAGACACACCAUUCGGCGACCAAUGCGCCACAUGCGAAAAGGAAGCAGUGAACGUGUCGCUCGGAAACCUGCUGUCGUACCCAUUUGUGAGGGAAGGAUUAGUGAAGAAGACACUUGCGUUGAAGGGAGCGCACUAUGACUUUGUGAAGGGGACCUUCGAGCUGUGGGCGCUCGACUUCGGCCUAUCGCCAUCUCUCUCUGUUUGAACCUGAAUCGAUAACGCUUCCCUACGUCUCUCUCAUCUUCCUACAAUCCUACCUUUGUAUUUUAAUUUCCUCGUAUAUGAGAAGUAAAGAAAAACCAUUAUAUCGGCUAUAAAUGUGAAGGAGGGAGACUCCUUUUCUGUUGCAUUUUAAUAUAGCCGUUUUUUUUUCUGUUUAUGUAUGAAAUAAGAGUUGAGAUUCGGGUA